Messenger RNA from Apis dorsata (giant honeybee), 2444 nucleotides. RefSeq names its product LIM domain only protein 3-like. The transcript has 7 exons. NCBI's taxonomy places the organism in Eukaryota, Metazoa, Arthropoda, Insecta, Hymenoptera, Apidae. Gene Ontology annotation, biological process: positive regulation of transcription by RNA polymerase II. Bases 1562 to 2311 code for a protein of 249 amino acids. Gene Ontology annotation, molecular function: transcription coactivator activity; DNA-binding transcription factor binding. The record is from RefSeq and is a predicted model, not a curated record. Gene Ontology annotation, cellular component: nucleus.
UCAAGUAAAUGUCUCGACGGAACAGAACAAAAUGUUUAUUUACUAUUAUUUUAAACGUAUAUUUGUUAUAUUCAAAAGCAUUUUCUUUGAUAAAUUAAUAUAGCAGUAUUUACUAUAUUUCACUUUAUGCUAUUAGGCAGAUGUCUUUCAGAAAUUACAUUGUGUCGAACAUAACGAUUUAUAUAACGAUGAAUUAAUUACAUUAUCGUCGAGAUAACUUGUCCAAUUGAAAAUUGGACGUUAAGCAAUCGAGUUCGUUCAUCUAUUUAUUCCGUUUUUGUUUUCCUCUUGUGGCAAUUACCGCCAGCUUGUCCAAUACAUUUAAGUAGUGUAAAACAACAAAAAUAGAAAUUGUUAUGCAAUGUAGGCAACGAGAUUAAAAUCGAAAUUCGUAUUUUUAUGAAUAAAGUGAAACUGAAAUAUAAAUUCUAGAAUGUAAAAGUUUAUUUAUACGCGAUGGUUUAUUCAAAAUUUUUCAAUCUGAAUUUUUAAAAGAAUGUAUUAAAAAUUAGUAUGUGAGAAUAGCUUCUAUAAGAGUGAAUUUUUAUCAACAUAAUAUUUUAUACGGCGUAAUAACUUUUAUUUCGUAUAUUGACGGACAACGGUGAAGCAGAAGGGGAACUCCCAACUCGGACAAACACUCGGCUAAUGAUAUGUAAAUAUGGCGGAGCUAAUCAAGCGGCUGUGCCAACAGGAUGCAAGAAGAGAUCGGUAGUGCCGUGCGAGCGUUCGAUAGCCAAUGCAUUUGCGCUGGCCUGCACACACGUAUCGUGACGCAGUAACUCGCGUACAUAUUUAAUGGUCGCACGUUAAUUGCGCUCUGUUUGCCCAUUCCCCAUUCUACGCUUCAUCCCCAUACCUACAAUCAUUCUCGUCACCCUUCCUCUAUCUACGCUUCUUCUUUGUUAGUUUCUGUCGGAGUUUAAUUUUAACUAAUUUAUCUCGGACGCUCAAUCGUUUAUCAUCGAAAUCGUAAAACACGAAUCACGAUAGUUAAUAGAUUUUCUUCAAUAGUUUAUAAUUUGAUUUUUUAAUUAUCAUACAAUUCAUAAUAGAAACAGCGAUAAUGUUUUCCUUAUACUACUAUUCUAUAUUUAAAACAUGAAUAGUUUACCUAAGCGAUAAGCAGCGGAAAUGACGAUUCAAAGAUAAAGUCACUUGGAAGGCAGUUACCGCUCGAAUGUUGAACUUUUAGUUCGGUAUUCGAACGCUAGAUGGACAAACGUCGGUGUCAUUUUUCUACGUGAAAUUCAAAUCGAGGUGGAGUUCACGCUUCUCGUGCGGGUCAGACGGUAUUCGCUUCCUACGAUCGAUCAAAUUGUAACUUCGUAAUAGAAUGUGUGCAGUGAAAUAUAACCACUUCCAGAAUCAUCGAUUAGAGACCUACUGCGGGCAAAGCUAUUGUAUCGCAACGGAAACCAAUCUUGGCUGAGAAUAACAAAGCUGGUGUAGUGGUGUCACGUGACGGAGGGAAUCUGGAGAAUCGUUCUCGGCACAAGGUAUCCGUGGAAACUGGCUCGAGCUUCGAACUCUGUUAGACGGCGCUCUAGCCGAAAUCACGAUGACGAUGGACGUGAGCAAGUCGGAGCCGAGUAAAAAUGGCGCGACGCAGCACGAGUGCGCUGGUUGUGGGAAACCGAUCACGGAAAGGUAUCUCCUCAAGGCCAUGGACCUGUUCUGGCACGAGGACUGUCUCAAGUGCGGGUGCUGCGACUGUAGGUUAGGAGAGGUCGGUUCUAGUCUGUUCACCAGGGCCAACCUUAUCCUCUGUAAAAGGGACUACCUCAGGCUGUUCGGGAAUCCGGGACAUUGCGCGGCUUGCAACAAGCAGAUACCGCCGUUCGAGAUGGUUAUGAAGGCCAGGACGAACGUCUAUCACCUGGAUUGUUUCGCCUGCCAACAGUGCACUCAUCGGUUUUGCGUGGGCGAUCGAUUCUAUCUGUGCGAGAACAAAAUCCUAUGCGAGUUCGACUACGAGGAGAGGCUCGCGUUCGCCAAUAUGUCAGUACAAACACCGGCCACGCUGGCGUACAUCAAAAGGCAACUGCCCCCAGCGCCGACACCGCCUGGCCAGAACAUGCAUCCGGGUCACAAUCCGCUGCAACCUCAUCAGGGACUUGGCCAGUCGGUGGGUCAACACAAUCACGUGUCCAACGGACAAAUGUCGGGGAGCACACCGAUGGUGAACGGGACGGCCAUAGGCGUGGGCGGCCCAAGAGCUCCAGGGGACAUGAACAACAACGGUUUGUCGGGUCCUGCCCUCGGCCCGGUCAAGCCACCGCCAANGUCUAUGCAGGCGCCGACCAGCUGAAACGAGGUGUCACCCCCCUUGAAGAAGCUCAGAUGUCUCAGCGGUUAUUGAGGCUGUUCACGCUGCUGACCCAACAGACGCACGUAACGGCGCACGGACACGAAGAGAGAAAAUUAAAACGCGAAAGUGAACG